Molecule: messenger RNA, 1747 nt
Organism: Halichondria panicea
Lineage: Eukaryota; Metazoa; Porifera; Demospongiae; Suberitida; Halichondriidae
Product: transcriptional regulator QRICH1-like
Exons: 1
Coding region: 106-1584 (492 amino acids)
Biological process (GO): DNA integration; DNA recombination
Molecular function (GO): DNA binding
Source: RefSeq, a predicted model, not a curated record
CGGGAUACUACAGCAGGCCUUUGGGCUUAUAAUUCCCAUAGAUACCUCCUAAACAGUAUCUAACGAGUUUAGUUGCUAGGUUCAUUUCAAAAACUAACCGAAAGAAUGGACACGGACGAAGACCUAGGCCUAGACAAGCUCUUUUCUGAAGAAAUACUCGGCUUAAUAAUGACCGAGCCCAUAGACCCCGCCCUCUAUGACAUAAAUGUGGAGGCGGAGCUGGCUACUCUUUCUACAGAACAAAGAAAGGAGGAGGAGCUGGACGAGCCAACAGAACCUGCACAAUCUUCUCUACCUAACUCAAAGCGAAUGAAGCUUUCUUCAAGCAGUGCCUCUACCUCCAAGCAAGUGCGUGCAUUUGCACCUCAAUUAACAAAAUAUGAGAUGGAAAAAUUGAAGAAGAGUGCUAUUCCUAAUAGCACAACUUCAGAUACAAAGUACUGCUUCAAGCUAUGGAAUGACUGGUGUGAGUACCGAUUAAAGUGCCAUGGGGAUGUUAUUCCACUAUUGAGUGACCUGAAAUCCAAGGAACUAUCCGAGAACCUGAAAUGCUUCAUUUUUCAGAUUCGGAAGAACGAUGGCUCAGAAUUUCCCCCUGAUACACUGCACCACAUUGUGAGCGGCAUACAGAGGUAUUUGCGAUGGAAUGAAAAUCCCGGGAUUGACCUGUUCAAGGAUGCUUGUUUUGCUGACUUUCGAAUGUGCCUAGACUCCGAAAUGAAGCGCUUGCAGAGAGCUGGACUAGGGUCACAAAAGAAGAAGGCUGAACCUCUAACAGAAGAAGAAGAAGAACUUCUAUGGAACAAAGGUCUUCUUGGAUGCAAAACUCCACAAGCACUGGUUGAUACGGUACUUUUUAUGAAUGGUGUCUACUUUGCUCUACGAAGUGGUAGCGAACAUCGUCAAUUGAGGUCAGAACCAUGCCAAAUUCAAGUAAUUGAAGUUGAAGGACAGCGGUCGUAUUUGAAAUACACAGAAGACAUAUCUAAAAAUCGACCAGGAGGCUUGAAAGGCAGGAAACUCAAGCCAAAAGUAGUGUCUCACUACAACAAUCCCGAAAACCCUGAAAGAUGCUUUGUUCGCCUAUUCAAGCUUUACCAACAGCUCCUGCCAAAAGAUUGUCCUAAAAAUUCAUUUUACUUUCGAGCCUUGAAAAACCCAACACCUACUACUUGGUUUUCGAACAAACCAAUUGGCCACAAUACGCUGGACCAAACAGUGGCUCGACUAUGCUCUGCAGCUAGUAUUAAGGGGUACCGAACGAAUCAUUCUCUCCGUGCAACUGCUGCUACUAGACUCUACAACGCUGGAGUAGACGAACAAAUGAUAAUGGAAACAACUGGACACCGAAGCUUGGAAGGAGUUCGCAGCUACAAGAGAACUUCUGAGUGUCAAAAGAAGUCAGUUUCAGACAUCCUCAACGUAAAGCCAAUUAACAUACUGGCACACACUGAUCACUCACAGAUGGUAAUGCAACAGUCACAAACCAACUGCUGUCAAUUUAUGCCUCCAAACUUUAACUUUAGUAGCUGCAAUGUUACCAUCAAUCUUACAUCCAACAACCAACGUAUUAACAGCGACUGAACAUUAUAAUUUUAUGUCAUUACCAAAAAAAACAGAACAGUUACUUCUCAUUGUUUAUAAUAUACAAUCUACAAAAAAGUUUAAAAAACACAAAAUAAUGAAUGGUUGUUGUGAACAUGAAAAUUACAGGUUUAUAUGAGAAUUUACAGGUUAAUAUGGGAAA